UGCGGGUACUUAAAUUCUGCUUUUGUGGUAACAGAAUGCAGAUGAUGACCUUGGUUAACCUGUUUUUGCCCUCUAGUCAUAAGAGAACAAAUGACAGAUUACAAUGUAACUGGCACAUUGUAGGUUUUCACACCUCUUUAGGUGCUUGUGCAUGUCCUCUCCAAUGUAGGGUGGUGUUGGGCACAUAAACAGUUGCUAGAAUUUUUUCCCAAGUGGAAUCUGUUAGAUUAGCACUAGCAUUCUCUGAUGCCACACUGUUAUAGUGCUUGUGCAAAGGAACCUGCUGACACUACUCAUUGAUAAAUUAAUUAUAAAUGCCAUUUGGCUUACUGUUUCAAAAUAAAAUUCAGAUAAUGGGAGGAUUUUCUUUCUCUUAAUGCUAUAUUAAAUAUAUGAAUUUCAGGCAUUGGUCACAAGUGAAGUGAACCACCAAACUUCUGCAGUAUAGUGUACAAUAUGGUGUAUAAUUCAUAGUGUUGCAUUAACUAUUGAUUUUUGUUAACCAACUUAAGUGACGUUUUAUUUAAAGAUAUUUGGUGGCGCUUCUUAUUACAUUAAACGCAAAACAGAAUUGUCCUUAAAAUUAGUACUCAAGUAUGCGGGUGCAGUUAAUUUAAAAUAUUCAGAAAUUAAAGGCUAUGUUCAAGAAGAUCCUCAAAUAAAUUAAUAUCUUUCUACUUUUAAUUUUUGCCAGGUACUACAAGUGGUUGAUGCUUAAGAAUUGAAAUAUAAAUUGGAUUCACAUUGCCUGUCACUAAAUAGCACAGUUACUUCAAGUCAGAAUUUGGAGUUUAAACUCGACGGAACAAAAAGCAACAUCAAGACAGGAUGGACUGGAAUGCAAGACCACCCCAAAACGCUGAUAAUCAGAAUAACUUGCAGUGUCAAAAUAGUUUGGGAAAUCAUGGAAUUCAUUUUUCUCAGACUUAUUCUAAUCCAUGUGCUUUCCCUCAGACAAGCACAUACUCUGCUCAGAAUUCUUGUACUUACCCUGUAAGUAACCAGACGGUAUUUCUGCAGUCUAACAACAUGAACAUGGUUACAAAUCGAUCGCCUUUUCAGAAUACUGAAGGAUACAAAACAUUGCAGCAAGCAUUUCCAAAAGAAUCUGUACCCACUAGAGUUUUUGCUACCUCGCAACGUUCAUUUGAGAGGCAUCCACCUUCACGUGCACAAAUGAGAAGGACUGCUCCUAAACAGGCUACACGUGUGCCCAUAGAGACUACUUUGAAUCUUUGGCCAAACUCUGUCUCCAACAUGCAAGUUUAUUCCCAAUCAAGACUAGCUAGUGUAUCAUCACAAGCAAGCCCUGGAAACAAUGUACAGGGUAUACCUCAGAAGCCACAGAAUCAGUAUGUGACCAUAAAUGCUUAUCCUAUGCAACCUCAAAUAGCACAACCUAAUUUUACAAGAACAGUGAUGUUUUAUCAGGGUAACCAAGCAUGCAAUUCAUCUUCAAAGGAGCUGCCAGUAGGAUGGGUACCCCAGUAUAACUUGAACGGGCCUGCCUCUUCUCAGCAGUGUGCCAGUGUACCUGUUAAUCAGUCAUCGAAUGAGUGUGUAAAUUCUCAACAAAACUCUUUGACUUUUGCUUUGCCUACGCAACAUCUCCAGCAGCAAGUACACUGUCCAAGCACUCAACUUCAGGGUACACAUUCAUCAAGUACAAACACUGCAAUGGCCGUACAAUCACAGCAAUAUGCAUCUGCCCAAAUUGGCUCUGAAGAUCAUAAUGGAAAUCCUCCACCCUAUAUGAUGCCUGCUAGUUAUGAUCCUAGAGCUACGGCACAAUCUUUGACAGGACUUCAACAGGUAGUCCAAAAUAUAUCUAAUGAACAUAUACAAAACCAGCAGAAACAUGCAUCGGAUCAGAGUAAUGCUACUUACAUAAAGGAUGUACAGCAGCAUUGGCAGACACUAGAAUCUGGAGAAACUAGUCAGGCAACUGGAAAUAUAUAUAAUUCACAUGGAAAUGUGACAGCAAAGCAAUCUUUCAGUGAAACAGCUAAACCUUCAACAUAUGAUUUAGAAAGACAUUUUAACGGCAUGCAAGAAGUUGUGACCGUUCCUUCUCAGCCACAGAAUAAAAUAGCAUCAGUACAAGAGAGCCCAAUUAGUGGUUCAACAGAUUUGCCUGAUAAUUCUAAAACUAUUUCAUCAACAGAUAGUAGAUUGAAAGUAACAAAAGAGAGUCUGGCUAUGGAAGCUCAAAAACUUCUGGAAAUUAAAAAAAAAUAUGCAAUACUUGAAAGGGUUUUUUUAAUAAAACAAAAACUCUUGGCAUCUUCAGAACAUAAUAAAAUGACCUCUGAUCUUCCUCCACGUAAUCAAAAAGCUAACGUUAAACUUUUUCCACAUGUGGCCAAUCAGACUGGGUACAGCAGAAAUGAAGAGUCAGCAACUGCCACUUCUUCAAUCUUCACUUGAAGAAAGAAACGACAAAAACAUUACCAACACAGGCAGUGAAGUAUUAGAUAAGACAUGGAACAGUUGUAGGAUUAAUCAAGGACAUUCUGCUUCAAGAUCUGUUUUGAUUUCCUAUCAGGAUAAAUUCCCAGUUCACUCAAAUAAUCUUGAGAGAACUUCAGUAUUAGGUCCAAAGAAUGCACCAGCUGCUGACCCUGUGCAAGAGACCAUGAAAUGCACUGAAAACACUUCGGAUUUUAGCAACUGUAGGAGCUCUGAUAGGGUUUCACCAAAAAAUAUAUCAGUUAGCACGGGGGAAGCCUCACUUCUCCAAUCUGUUUUAAGUAGCAUGAGUAUUUUGCAAGAAAAAAAGUCUGGUAAUCUUGCUAAUGAAGUGCCUACCCUAUUUCAGAAUGAAAAAGUGACUUCAAAUUUAAUACUGUUAGGUGGAAGUUCAUUGCCCAACAACAGUGAAGCAAAAGGUUCUAUUGAGGCAGUCCAGUGUUCAAUAUCAACAUGUCCUGAAUUGGAUCAGCGCAGUAAAGGCAUUUGUUCUCAGCCAACUGAGAACAGCAAAACUCUGAAUAAUAAGAUAGUCAGUACUACUUACAUAAGUUCUCUUGCUUCAGAAACAACUGAACUGAAUGUAACAAAUGGUGUAGCUGAGAAAACACCACCAGCAGUUGUUAUUGGAAACUCAUUUUCAAAAAUGAACUGUAAUACUUCUAUGGAAGAGCUAGCAGCAUGUCUGGCUUUGUGGAAAAAGUGUCCUUCAGACUCUGUGGACAUUCAAUACAAUCAGUCAUACAAAAAAAUAGACUCAAAUAUGAUUUCAUCAUCUUCCGAAGGAUUUCAUGAUCGGAGCACAUGUCAUAUCUUGGAAAACAUACAAAAUGCAAUGGCUACAGAUGAUGAAAAUAAAGUUACAAUAAGCACAAAUGAAACAACUCUGUCUUCUACUACCCCUGUUGGGCAAAAACCUGAUACGUUGGGUUCCAACUUGGUAAAGGGUUUUGAACCCCAAGUUGCUGUAGUUUCUCCUUUAAUACUUUCCAAGGAGAGAACUCCAAGCGAACAUCAAGAAAAAAAUCCAAAACUUUCUGCUGAAAUAAUUUACCCAGUGGUUGAAGGAGAUAAACAAAAAGGAGUUCCAUUAAUUGGAAAUACCAACAAAGGGAUAAUGGAAGCUACUUACUUAGUAUCAGAUAAAUGUAUUCCAAUACAGAAAGUGGACUCAGAUAAGCUGUACACCAAAUCAGCUGAUGGAAACAAAAUAGUAAAAGAUGCUGUGUAUUCAAACUGCUCAUAUGAUGGAAACAAAAGGAAUGAUGAUCAUUUUGCACAAGAAAUGAGAGAAACUAAUAUGCAGAUGAGUUUACAAAACAAAACUUCUUUGUCCCAAACAAGCACAGAUGGUUCAAGUCCAGUGUCUCAAGAAUAUCAGACAAAGAAUAAAGUUUAUGAGGACUUAAGAGAACCUAGGGCCAUUACCACAAUUGUAUCAGAGGACGAUAUGUUACAGAUUUCCAGUGUAUGUUCACUUGUUGAAGGUGAUGCAUCUUAUGAUUCACAAAUAGCCAAUAUGUUCUGUUCUGUGCCUUCCAAGCAUUUAGAGAAAAAUGCCUUGUCAGAAGAAAAUAUCUCUAAUAUAAAGCCUAAGGAACAACAAUUGGAUGCUUGUAAAGGAGACUCUAUAAUGAAAGCCAGUGUGUUUGAGGGGGAGAGGAGUUUCCCAUUACAAAAUACUCCAUCUAAAGCAGUAUCUGCAACAAAAUCAUUAGAUGCACCAGGUUUAGAGACGUACUUGUGUGAUAUUAGUCAGUGCAUUGAAAAGAUUUUUGAAGUGGAAAAAAAUAAAGGGACUUCUAAAAUUAUUAGUAGCUCAGGACAAAAAAUGACGCAAAAUACAGUUUCCAAGAACGGAGAAAAUAUUGUUGAUGUUAGCCAGAACUUGAUCAGAAACAAAGAAGACCUGUCAGUUAACAUAUUUGGUGAAAUAGAUUCCUGUUCUACUGCAAAAGAAGAAAAUACACAAGAACAUAUACUCAGUGAAGGUGAAAAUACAGUGGCAAAUGGGAUUAGUGAUGAUAGUGUAGUACCUGUAACCUCUCUAAAUGAUCAGCUGACAGAACUUUUAAAAGAGUUUCCUUAUGGGAUUGAGGGUGCAGAUGUACUGAUGAAAGAGCUCACUAAAAAUGAAGAUCUUGUGAGAGAGCCAUCAAAGAAACAAGUUGAAAAAGGAACUCAUGCUGAUAGCAAAAGCUGUGAUUCUAAGGACCCAAUAAGCCAAAUAAAAAUCACAAUAUUAAAUUCAGAACAAAUGAAAGAACUGUUCCCAGAACAGAGUCACCAGUCGUCUAACAAAGUUAUGGUGGAAAACAUUGAAAAUCAAGAGAUGAAAAUUAGUUCAUCAAAGGGGGAGACUUUAGAAAGCCAUAUCCAGCCAGAUCAGAAUCUAGACAUGGAGAGGGAAAAGAACACACAGGAAACAUCAGCCUCAAAGCAAGAGAAAAAAUUUACAUAUUGUUGUUUAAUGGGUUGGUUAGCUUCAGUUUAUGCAGUGCCAGGGUGCUCAUGCAAAUCUAGAGAGGAUAUUACUUCAGAAAAACAAAAUGGUGGCAAUCAGUCUCCAGAAUCUGAAAACACUGGCUUAAAAGGGAGACAGGAAACAAGUAGUAGAACUGGUCCCAUAACAAAAAAAACCUGUGCAGUAGAAAAUAAUCUGCAGCUUCCUGUCAAAUUACAUGAUACAAGCAAAAAUCUUGCCAUAGUAGACAAAGAUAGAAAACGUGCACCAAACUCCACAAUAAACAAAGAUGUUAAGAAAUCAGUAAAAACACAUGUAGACGUAAUUAGACCUUUUCAUCCUUCAGAGAAAAGAGAACCUGAUAAAUUUAAAAGAAUGAAUGGCCAGCAGAAGGGAGACAUGCACCUGCAUGUAUUGACUCCUUCAGGAAAGGAAGUUGAGACCAACGAAACAGAUCCUCAGAAAUGCACAAGGGAGCAAUUUGCUGCAGGAAAGGUCCAUCGUACAAACAGAGGACAUUUGAUAAUAUCAACUGAAAAAAAGGAAAAAUUCUGUAAAAUGUAUUCUUUUGAAAAAGAUCAAAUAGAAGGCUUAGUCAUUAAAUCUGAGAGACGCGUCCACAAUUCAAAAAUUUCUGAAACUGUUGAGGUCAAAAAAAGUAACGUACAUGAGGAACAUAAUCAUAAAAAACUUUGUGAACAGAGUGCAGAUGAAACUCACAGAGUUAAGAGACUUAAUUACACAUUUAACAAAAAUGUACAAAUUAAAGAGAAGACAAAACUGUCAGCGGAAAUAAAAUAUAAAUCGGAUAAUCAUCAUGGAACUACAAGAAAAUCCCCAAAUGCAAGCACAAAAAAAUAUGAACAUUCUCAGCAUAAAUCUGUAAAAGUCUUACCUUUACAGGAACGUUUAUAUAGACGAAAACGGAAAGAAAAUAUGAUUGGAAAGAGAGACUCAAAAAAACCAAAAUUGGAAAGUGAAAGAAUCAAAUAUGAAACACAGACUUUUGAACAUUCAGGGUAUAAUAAAGAAAGCACUAAUUUGGCAAAUUCUGAGAAAUUUGCAACAUCAAAACAAGAAAAUGUCUGGAAAUAUAAAAACUUCUUAGCAAAUCAUAAUCAUAUUUCCAAACCACAGAAAAAAAAAGGGCGCCCUUCUAAAAAGUCUAAAACCUACUUUUCUGGCAGAGAGAAAGACUUGGAUGUUACAAACAGAGAGAAACCAUCUGAAAAAAAUCCACAGUUGAGUAGAAAAACUAAUAGAUUGAAAAUUUCUCUCCAAAGGGAACAACAAAAAAACUAUCUGAAUAGAGUUGCAUUUAGACGUACUGCCCAAGAAAGCAUUUGUCUGACAAAACUAGACACAUCAUCUGUCAAACCUGUAUGGCAUAUUAAAUCUAAUAACGUUCCAGAGCUCAGCCAGGACUUGAAAACUAAUAGCUCAACAUCAGAAGAGGAUAAACUACACAAACCACACAUGCUCGAAUUUAAAUUGUGUCCAGAGAUAUUGUUCAGAAAUACAGCCACUGAUGGGGAGAGUUUGGAUAUCUCACUCUCAUCUGAAAAAGACAAAACCCUUGUGGCAGGAGUCAAAAGUAAAAAGGAAGAUUGGUUAAAUUAUAUCCCAAUGAAGCAAAGAAAAACUGAAGAAACAGCUCAAGUUGAUGACAAUAUUCCACUUGAUGCAGCAAUACAGAUCCUUGAGGGAAAUGAGGCUCUUCAUGUUCCAGACAAAGACUCAAUGUUUCAGACCUACAGGAAAAUGUAUCUGGCAAAAAGAAGCAAAAGCCUAGAUAGUAGCUGUUCAAAAUAGGACUACUUUAAUCAUAAAACAACUAAAUGCAUUUGUGUAAACCAAAUGUGUGUUGCUGAUCUUCACUAUGCAUUCAUUUUUUGUUACAUAAGCAAGAUCUUAUUUAUGAAAAUGUCAGUGUUAAACAUGUUAUCUGUUAUCAAAUGUAUUUUUUUUUCUUUUUCAAACUACAGGCCUUAAUUGAAGCUUGCAACAUCUCAUGAGCAUUUAAGCCAUCCAGACUGUUUUAUGAAUAGAUCAAUUUUACUUUCUGGUUCUGGAAAAUCUCCUUUCAGAGACUUUCCAUUGCUGGCAAUGGAAAUAAUAUGGCCAGUGCAAUGGGACCAAUGGUAGAUUCCUAAGCAUAAUAUUUUCUAUUUAUGCUGUUGUAAUUAGUUCUGUUUUUAACAAUGUUUUCUUAUUUUGGGGGAAAGGAGCAGUAAGAUGUUACUAUUUUUGUUUUUACUUUGCAUACAGAACUAUGCAACAAAGCAACUGAACUUGAGCAUACUGAUCAAACAUUCCAUGAAGUAUUUAUGCUGCUACUCAGUUUUACUAAACUGAGCUUUAUAAUACUCAUUAGAAAAUAAGAGCUGGUCUACACUACAGCUUAAGUCAUUGUAAUUUAUGUUGCCCUGGGUUGUGCAAAAGUCAUCUUCUGAGUGACUCAAGUUACAUCCACCUAAGCGCUCUCCAUGCUAGUGCUUGUUGUCAGGAGAUGCUCUUCUGGCAACAUAGCUUCCACCUCUUGCUGAGAGGGAGUAAGUAUGCUGAAUGGGGAGAGCACUCUCCUGUCACUAUUUUGUAUCUUCACCAGACAUGCUACAGCAGGACAGCUGCUGUAGCAUCAUGUUCGUGUAGAUUAGCCCAUCAUCAAUAAUUCUUUAUCUUAACAUUUGUACUGCAAAUUGAUGACCAGCUGAUGCUUUUCACCCCCUUAUAGGGUAACUCUCUCCUGCUUUCCUUAUACUUGAAAGAAAAGGGCAGUAGUUGAAUUCUAGGAAGUUUGAAUUCAUGUUGUCUAAGCUACAGUCACUGGUUAAAGUGAAUAAAGUGGAUUUCUAUGUUUCUAAGCUACAUUAGCUAAUGUUUAAACUUACACAGACACUGUGACUUGUAUUAUAUUCACUAAUUGUUGGUGGUUUUGUUCCUUUUGCUCGCAGUGUUCAGAAUUUUGAAUUUAAUCGUAUUUUUUCAGAAAUUUUGGCAUUUGAUUUUUUUUACAUGUUUAAACCUUUAUAAUGAAAAUAUAGUGAGUGUAGAGAAUUAACUUGAACCAUUUUCAUAUGCUAAAUAAAACUUUUAUUUUGAGCAUUA
Molecule: messenger RNA, 8041 nt
Organism: Pelodiscus sinensis (Chinese soft-shelled turtle)
Lineage: Eukaryota; Metazoa; Chordata; Testudines; Trionychidae
Source: RefSeq, a predicted model, not a curated record